AUGAGUGCAUCAGACAGUCUCAUGCCCGGUCCUGAGGGCAAAACACCUCGCUUUUACGAAGUUGAUCGAGGUCAAAAGACUGAAAGUUAUAUAACGGCUGUUUCUGGUAAUCCCGUUGCCCCCGGACCAUCCGGCACAUUAGGGUCAUCAUCAACAAAGAAGAAGCCGAUUAAAUACAAGAAAGUAGAUGAUGAAGUUGUCGUUCUGACAGAUGAUGAGCCAACAUCAAGGCCAAAGCCAGAUGGACAAAUAGGAUUAACAGAAGACGAAUUAUUACAAUUCCGUGAUGACGGUUUCUGGAGGACAAUCAGAUUGUUCUUAUUCAUCCUUUUUUGGAUACUAUGGCUGUUGAUGUUCAUUGUGGCCAUUAUAAUAGUCAUCCUAUCACCAAGCUGUACAGUUCGAGAGAAACCUCAUUGGUGGCAGACUUCUGUCGCUUAUCAUGUUUGGGUUCCAUCUUUCCAAGACUCAGAUUCUGAUGGUGUGGGGGAUGUAAAUGGUUUAAUAUCAAGAUUGGACAAGCUUAGAAAGAGCGGAGUUCAAGUGGUUUGGCCAACACCAUUCCUCUUGAGUGACGAUUUUGGUCCAGCAGUGAGGAACUUCAACCAAAUGGAAAGUAAAAUAGGAGCAAAUCAAGAUGCAGACAAGCUGAUAGAUGCAGUUCAUGAAUUGGGAAUGAAAAUUGUGAUCACUGUGCCCAUCGCGUCCACCUCUCAAGAACAUGAAUGGUUUCUGGCUUCGUCAACAGCUAGCAUUCCUGAAAACAAGAACUACUCUGAGUUUUACCAUUGGACUGAUAAUCCAACUUCAUCAGAGUUCUAUUCCAAUUACAAAUCAUUAAACUUCCUUCAUAUAAAGUCAAAUCCAAAAGCUGCUGUGCUCAAUUGGAAGCUGAAAGAUGUGAGACAGCAUAUGUUUGAUGUACUUUCGAAGUGGAUGGAACGUGGUGUUGAUGGAUUCUAUUUGUCAGAAAUUGAAUACUUAGCUCGCUCAGACGAUGGAACGGAAGCGAACUGGCAAGGAGUCUCAAAAAUAAUUCGAGAAAUUCGAACUCACGUAGAUACAUACUCUACCGAGAGUGUUGUUCUAAAAGACCAGAAUAAGAAAAUUGCAUUGUUUGCUUCUCGGGAAGAAGCGAAAGAGAAAGAUAAGCUUCUGUUAGCUUCUAGUGGUCUGAAUACUAUAAUAAAUUACGAGUUUGGAAGAAUUGAAAAAGACUCAGAUAUCUGUCAUAGAACAGAAGGAACUGUUGCCACCUGUGUUCAUGAAAUUCUUUCGGAUGUUUUACUUUUCCAUUCAAAUCAUGAGGAAGUAUGGCCUCAGUGGGAGUUUGGCAAUCCUUACGUUUCUCGCGUAGCCACUCGAGUUGGUUCUCGGAUACACGCUGAGCUUCUUUCGAUGCUUCAAUUGGUUUUACCAGGAACCAAUAAUGUUUAUUAUGGUGAAGAAUUGGGAAUGCGCGAUUUGAGAAAUGACUCAUUGGUUCCACCACACAGAGGAGUAAUGCAAUGGGAUAGUUCAAUGAACGCUGGAUUCUCAACGAAAGAAUCCACAGCGUCUUUACUCCCUCCGGAUUAUGAGAAUGUGAACUGGGAGCUUCAAAACGGAGAAGAAAAAUCUCAUCUGAAAAUGUUUUCCAAAUUGGCGAAACUUCGUCAACGAGAUGAAACACUGAGCAUUGGAAAGACUUUGGUUGGACGUCUGGUUGAUGGAGCUUUCACUGUCACUCGUUUUCUUCAAGAGAAUAAUACAACGAUAGGAAAUAUAUACGUAGCUGCCGUUAACUUCUCUCCAAACACAAUUUCAAUUCCACUCGUUGAUCUUCCUCAGCAUAUCAAUUUAGGGAAAAGCCAAAUUGUUACAGUAACCUCUAACGUUCGCUCAUUGUCAGCUCGCGAACCCGUUGAUUAUUCUUCUAAAAGUAUAAGCUUAAACCCCGAAGAAGGAGUUGUUUUUAAAUAUCCAGCUUAA
Auanema sp. JU1783 is the source of this 1971-nucleotide messenger RNA. NCBI's taxonomy places the organism in Eukaryota, Metazoa, Nematoda, Chromadorea, Rhabditida, Rhabditidae. The record is from the annotation of a GenBank genome assembly.